AUGUCCGCCGUUGGCCAACAACUGGGCGAGCACCAGCAGAAGCGCGUCCUUGUCCCUCCUCCUCCGCCCAUUCCUCCAUCUCCUCCCUCCUCUCCUACAAAUACAAUCACCCUAAUUACCAAUAACCCCCCCUUCACCCCUCUCCCGCCUUCCCCAACAGUUACCAAGGCGAAUUGUGUUCCCUCGACAACCCCGUCUAUCCCAGAUCGAGACCAGCAGCGAGAUGCUGCCGUGCUUCAACUGCAGCCCCCCGCACAACCCCCGCUGCCCCACAACAAUCCAGCUCAACACGGUCCCCAUCCUCCUACAAUACUCCCCGGCCUGCGUUUGCAGACGUCAAACCUAAUCGUGGCUAAACAUCAUCCCAAUACCGGCGGGUCCUCGGCGGGGCCAUCGCGGUCGACAUCUUCUGUCGAUCCGUUGUCCCCGGCCUCCGCGGGUUCGGUUUACUCCCCGGCUAUGGAAGUCCUCGCAAAGAUGACACCCCUGCCAUCUCCUAUUGUCACUGGCGAUUCUCCCGGUCCCUGGAAUAAAUAUCGGAGUAGACCAGUUUCAAGAAAACCUUCUCAGACAAGACCAACACCCCCUCGUAGCAUCAAUGGGUCCGAGUCAGCACUAGUUACGUCAACGGGCGAAUCGCUCUCAACGGCUCUUGCCGCCCAGCCCCAACGAAAACUAUACCAGGGCUUCACUCCUACUCCCCCUGGCGCUGAGUUCGCUUAUAACAACAAUAGCGUUACCCGAAGUAGAGACGAUUUCGACACUAGUUCCCUUACGGUGCCUUAUUCUCGAAGUCAGAACCUUUUUAGACCCUCAUUGACUGGUGGGCCUGGAACCGAUGAGGGCGGUUCAAAUUAUGAGCUGGAUGCGAGUGGUGGGCUACGGAUGAGACGGGAGGACUUUUUAGCCCAACCUCGAAGAUGGACUGUUUCGUCCACAGAGUCGAGUCCUGCCCUUAGCGGUAGCACAACUUCGGUUUCCUCGAUUUCUAGUACCGAUACCGCAACCGACGCUGCUGAAUCAAGUAAUCGCUUGAUCAAGAAGCACAGGCUAGAGAGCUUUGAGGCGAAGACGGUUCCCAAUAACAAGGUGCGGAAAUGGAGAGGUCUGAGGUUGCUAGGCCACGGAACUUUUAGCAAGGUCAUUCUAGCGACGUCGGAGGAUAUCCCGGACGAGGUUGACAGCUUGGACGAUGAUGGGGUGGUGGUUGGACGAAAGCCGCUAUCGUUAGAUCCGAGGAAGCUUGUGGCCGUCAAGAUUGUCGAGCACGGCGCUGCUGGAGGGGCCUCGAAGGAGAGAGUUGAGAGUUCACUGAAGCGAGAGCUUGAUAUUCUCAAGUCUGUCAAUUAUCCGGCCUUGGUGAGGCUUCGUGCUUACACUGUUGAACCCAAGAGAGCGCUGUUAAUACUACCGUAUUGCCCUGGAGGAGAUCUGUUUGAUCUGGCCGCGGAUUCAAGUUUUACAUUGGAGGCUCCAUUGGUUAGGCGUAUGUUUGCUGAAAUUGUCGGCGCUGUUCGCUAUUUACACAGGAAUGGUAUAGUGCAUCGCGAUGUCAAACUGGAGAAUGUCCUCAUAAACUACACCAAGGACCAGUUACUAGAAAUAGCCUCCUCCCCAUACGAUCUUCCUUUCCCUAUCACGACGCUCACGGACGUCGGGUUGUCCCGCAGGGUAGACUUCAGCAGUGACGACUACUUGUUAACAACCCGUUGUGGAAGCGAUGACUACGCAAGUCCAGAGCUGAUAAUGGCCCAAGAAUACGAUGGUCGCCAGACAGAUGCAUGGGCACUAGGUGUUCUCCUAUUCGCUCUAAUGGAAGGCAGACUCCCCUUCGAUCCACCCCCCGGCUCCUCGGAACAGAAAAUGCGCAGUAAGACCGCGCAUAGAAUCGCUCGUUGCGAAUGGAAGUGGGUGAAGUUGGCGCCCAAAUCUGCGGAAGUCAACUCGUCUGGUGACUCCGGCAUUGUAGUGGAUGUUAAUGGCAACGAGAAAUUUCAAGGGUAUGAUCCGGAGUACGAACGUGGGAAGCAUAUCGUUGAGGGAUUGCUCAAGAGAGCAAGUAAGCGCUGGAAACUGGAAAUGGUUGAGCAAGACGAGUGGGUUAAGGGGGCUAUACUCGUUGUGAUGAGAGAGCGGGAUGAGCUAUAGACUGAUAAACAUAGCAUGGCAUGGUGGUUUUCCCUUUUUCUUCCCUUGCCUUUCCACACUAUUAUGAACUCGCUUGACUUUACAUGACCCAACUUAACCUGAUCAUAUUUCUGUCUUUUCCUUUCAGUCCAUCUAUCCGGGUUUGGGUUGCGCAUUGUUUUCGCUGCCUCUUUGGAAAUGUCCGAUUUACCUUUUCUCUUCUCUCAUCAUAAAAAUGAGAUCUCUCUUUUUCUUGCUCUUUUUCUUUUUCUUUUUACGUUUUCUUUUCCUUCUCAUAUUUCUUUCUUCAUCGACUCUUGCAUGACGGCGUGAAUGAUAUAAAGACAUCAAAUAAACUGAACACAACAAAAAAAAAUUAAUGCUUAGUGUUUUUUUUUUCCUUGACGGUUUUUACGGGGGCGUACUGUAUAUGUGGUUUUAUUAUUUUUCCUCAUUUUAUGUG
Tuber melanosporum (Perigord truffle) is the source of this 2590-nucleotide messenger RNA. RefSeq lists its product as uncharacterized. Gene Ontology annotation, cellular component: cytoplasm. The transcript has 2 exons. The record is from RefSeq and is a predicted model, not a curated record. Gene Ontology annotation, biological process: intracellular signal transduction; protein phosphorylation. Bases 1 to 2148 code for a protein of 715 amino acids. Gene Ontology annotation, molecular function: protein serine/threonine kinase activity; ATP binding. Lineage: Eukaryota; Fungi; Ascomycota; Pezizomycetes; Pezizales; Tuberaceae.